AAAUCCAAUAUGGCCUCGCACUAACCCUUUUUCUAUAAUAUCGGUCUGAAUUUGCACUGUUAUUAAAUACAUAUUGGCCACGAUGUCUACACGUUCGGCCAGAACUACUCGUUUAAAAACAAGAAAUCUUAGGAAAAAAGUUCAAUCUAAGUCUACAUCGUCCAAGUAUCGAAAUACAGAAUUCUUUGCAGCUGAUGCUGGUGGUUCAAAUGAAGACACAUCCAACAGAUACUACCUUCGGCGUCGUAGAUCACAUAGUACUGAUGGUGUUCCAGGAACAUCUAACUCAGAUCAGUCUCAACAACCACAAAAAAAGAGAAGAAAAUCAAAUGCCAACCCAGCAUUACAACCACAAGGUCGUGUUGCUGCUCGCUACCUGCAGCAUGAACUGCCGGACGAGGUGAUGUUUUACAUCUUUUCAUUUCUCAAAGAACUAGAUUUGUGUAGUGCUGCCCAAGUGUGCCAGAGGUUUCGGGCUAUCACAAAUGAUCAUGAACUAUGGAAAGUACUUUACAUGGAAGUGUUUGAGUAUGAAUCCCCUUUGAUGAACCCAGAACCACGUGUGUUCCAGUUUGUUUCAGCAGAUGAUCCAAACUAUGACAACCCAUGGAAGGAAAGUUUUAAACAACUGUAUCGAGGUAUUCAUGUUUCACGACACAGUGUCCCAGUGUGUGAAACCUUAAAAGGCAAACGGAUGAAAGGCAGAAACAUUAUUAAAUUCGACACCAUUGAGUCGGCUUAUAACUUUGCUGACACAGAGGAGUUGGAGGAUGCCCUGAUCUUUGUCCACUCAGGUGUUUACCAUGGGGAGUUCCUGCUGAUAGACUCACCCGUCUCCUUAAUUGGUGCUGCACCUGGCAAUGUAAUGGACCAUGUUAUCAUAGAGCGAGAAACAGAAUCUACCAUAAUGUUUGUUGAAGGCUGCAGACGGGCUUACUUGGGCUAUGUAACACUUAAAUUUUCUCCUGAUAGCACAUCCACCGUCCCACAUCACCGCCAUUAUGCCCUGGAAGUUGCAGAGAACACACAGCCUAUCAUUGACCAUUGUAAAAUAAAAAGUUUAUCUGUUGUUGGAGCAGCUGUUUGUGUGUCUGGUCAGAAUGCUGACCCUACCAUCAUCAACUGUGUCAUACGGGACUGUGAAAAUGUUGGUCUCUAUGUGACUGACAAGGCUGAGGGAGUGUAUGAAAAUAAUGAGAUUAGUGGCAAUGCUUUAGCUGGGAUCUGGGUUAAAAAUGGGGCCAACCCCAUAAUGAGAAGUAAUCACAUACACCAUGGACGUGAUGUUGGAGUGUUUACCUUUGAUAAUGGAUUGGGCUACUUCGAUAACUGUGAUAUCCACGACAACCGCAUUGCUGGCUUUGAGGUUAAGGCAGGAGCAAAUCCUACUGUAAUUCACUGUGAGGUUCAUCAUGGCCAAACUGGGGGCAUCUAUGUGCAUGAGAAUGGAAGGGGACAGUUCAUUGAGAAUAAGAUCCAUUCCAACAACUUUGCUGGGGUGUGGAUAACAUCCAAUAGUGAUCCUACCAUCAGAAAAAAUGAGAUUUACAAUGGUCAGCAAGGAGGAGUCUACAUAUUUGGUGAUGGAAGAGGGUUAAUAGAGCACAACAAUAUCUAUGGCAAUGCAUUAGCCGGUAUACAGAUCCGCACUAACAGCAAUCCUAUAGUCAGGCACAACAAAAUCCACCAUGGUCAACAUGGUGGGAUCUAUGUGCACGAAAAAGGCAAAGGGCUAAUUGAAGAGAAUGAAGUCUAUUCUAAUACAUUAGCUGGAGUUUGGAUCACAACAGGUAGUACCCCUGUCCUACGGAGAAACAGAAUACACAGUGGAAAACAGGUUGGAGUGUAUUUUUAUGACAAUGGCCAUGGGGUGCUGGAGGACAAUGACAUCUUUAACCAUCUCUACUCAGGUGUUCAGAUCAGGACAGGAAGUAAUCCAUUUAUUAGAAAAAACAAAAUCUGGGGCGGUCAAAAUGGGGGUAUCCUGGUCUAUAAUGGUGGCCUAGGCAUGAUAGAGAGCAAUGAGAUCUUUGACAACGCUAUGGCUGGCAUAUGGAUCAAAACAGACAGUAAUCCUGUGCUACGUCACAAUAAAAUACAUGAUGGCAGAGAUGGAGGGAUCUGUAUAUUUAAUGGUGGCAAAGGUCUGCUAGAAAACAAUGAGAUAUUCCGUAACGCACAGGCUGGUGUGUUGAUCAGCACACAGUCCCACCCCACCCUCAGACGUAACCGAAUCUUUGAUGGUCUGGCUGCUGGUGUAGAGAUCACAAACAACGCUUGUGCCACGCUGGAGGAGAAUAAAAUAUUUAACAACAAAUUUGGUGGUCUGUGUCUAGCUACUGGUGUGGAGCCUAUUAUGAAAGACAAUGUCAUUUUUGGCAACCACAACAUGGUGGACAGAGCGGUCAGUUCUGGCCAAUGUUUGUACAAAAUCUCCAGCUAUACCAGUUUUCCCAUGCACAAGUUCUUCAGGUGUCGAACAUGUAACACAACAGAGCGCAAUGCAAUUUGUGUGAACUGUAUAAAUACAUGUCAUGCGGGCCAUGAUGUAGAAUUCAUUCGCCAUGAUCGUUUCUUCUGUGACUGCGGUGCUGGAACACUGAGCAAGCACUGCCAGCUACAAGGGGAGCCCACUCAGGAUACUGACACUUUAUAUGAUUCUGCUGCACCCAUGGAGUCCCACACAUUAAGGGUCAACUAAAUUUCAUUGACUGCUUACAGUGCUGGAGUGGUCUCUGGCAGGAAAUGGACACCACUGGACCAAGGUUGGUCACCUCAGGCUGAGCCAGCUGUGGUGUAGGACCAGCCACCAACCUCAGGCUGAUGAGGGCCAGUGGAUCAGACUCUACCUAUUGUGAUAAUUGGCAUUUUUCUUUCUUUGUGUGUCCUGUGUAAAUGAUUGGAGACAAGAACCAGCACAAAACAGAGAGAAUUAUUUAUUUGCUAGCAGGUAACCUUGUGUCUAGGAUAGUGGGCUGUCUCUUGUGUCCAUCAUACAGCGGAGAACCCAUCAUCUGAGACCUGGUCAGUCAAUCAAGCUUCAAUUGUUACAGGAUUUAUAAGUCACUCUACUGUACAUUUGAAAUAACUUGUUUCAAUUGUAAGCAAUGAGUUCAUAUCUUGUAGUAAAUGUGUUGUCGAAGAGAAAAGCAAUUCAUUUUUCUUUUGUACAUUUAUUUAUUUUCCUUUUGACAUUUUUUAAAAUUCUAGUGUAUGUUCUAUCAUAAGUUUAAAAAUUAUGAAAAAUGUUUACACAAAAUGAUACACCAACAAUAAUGGCAUUAUAAAUAUUUGGUCACUUUUCCUAGACUUGCUGAGCAGCGGUUGAAGACAUGAUAUUUUGUAUGAUUGUGUACAGUUGGGCACCAGAGGUGCUGUGUAAAUAGUUUCUGACACUGUACACUAGUUUGAUCUGAACUGAUUCUUCUAUUUGUAGGUCCCUAUUAUUAUUGUAAUCAAGAGUUAUUUCUCUUACAUGUAAUAGGCACUCCAAAAGCUCAUGUAUCAUCUAAUAUAUGUAUAAAAAAAAGUAAAUAGAAUUAUUCUAUUGCAGUUGAGACAAGCCAUAGAUGAAAAACUUCCAAUUAUUUUAAAGUAAUUUUUGUACCAUUGAACAUAUUUAUACGUAAUCAUACAUCACAGGUAAUACUUGAAGAAAGACAUUGUGGUUUUGUACCUGUAUAUGAAAUGAUUUUGUCAUCCAUUCUAUGAGCAAUGUUUUCUACUUGGUGAUACCCACAGAUGGGUUGCUAAUGUAAACAUGUCAGCAUUAGGAACCAUGCCAAGACUAGUUGGAACCAAAGAGAGAGAGAGAGAAAUAUUUUUGUAUGGAGUAGAAUUGAUUUAUUAGCAAUAACUUGCUCCACCCCAACCACAGCUUGCUCUCAUCCUGGCCUGAUUUCUUCUCUCUAGUUUCAUGCUUCUCCCCUUAGUUUUAGGGGGAGGGGUCUAAUUUUAGGCUGACCAUGAUUGCUAGAAAUGUUGUGUAUGUGUGGAGCAUGGUCAGGGUCAACCAUGAGUGGUUGAAUGCAGGGGUGUUGUGAUAUAAAGCUGUGACCUUUUUUUUUGUUAUUACUAUAUAUUACAGCCUGGUAACUUGGUGUAUGGGGGGUGU
Messenger RNA from Physella acuta, 4114 nucleotides. Its product is annotated as F-box only protein 11. Gene Ontology annotation, molecular function: protein binding; zinc ion binding. The record is from RefSeq and is a predicted model, not a curated record. Lineage: Eukaryota; Metazoa; Mollusca; Gastropoda; Physidae. Gene Ontology annotation, biological process: ubiquitin-dependent protein catabolic process; regulation of apoptotic process.